CGGCAUGCUGGGGGCGGUAGAGAGUAACUCUCGUUAAAACAUCAACCGGCGCUUCCUGCUUUACAUGAGCGGUGUGGAGAAGGAGACGCCAUCAUGGAUAUCCGCCCAAAUCACACCAUCUACAUCAACAACAUAAAUGACAAAGUCAAGAAAGAAGAGCUGAAGCGGUCUCUCUACGCGCUCUUCUCCCAGUUCGGUCAGGUGAUCGACAUCGUGGCCAUGAAGACGGCGAAGAUGAGGGGCCAGGCCUUCGUCGUCUUCAAGGAGCUCGCCGGCGCCACCAACGCCCUCCGGCAACUCCAGGGCUUCCCCUUCUACAACAAGCCCAUGAGGAUACAGUACGCAAAGACUGACUCCGAGGUCAUCGCCAAGGUGAAAGGGACGUACGGCGACAAGGAGAAGAAGAAGGACAAGAAGAAGAAAGCUCAGGAGGCGUCGGCCGUCAGCCUGAUGAAGAAGCCGGCGGCGGUGAGUCUUCUGGCGCCGUCGUUAGCUUCAGCUGUCUAAACGUUAGCUUCAGCU
Etheostoma cragini (Arkansas darter) is the source of this 522-nucleotide messenger RNA. RefSeq names its product U2 small nuclear ribonucleoprotein B''-like. Lineage: Eukaryota; Metazoa; Chordata; Actinopteri; Perciformes; Percidae. The transcript is spliced from 4 exons. Bases 94 to 507 code for a protein of 137 amino acids. The record is from RefSeq and is a predicted model, not a curated record. Gene Ontology annotation, molecular function: U12 snRNA binding; pre-mRNA intronic binding. Gene Ontology annotation, cellular component: U12-type spliceosomal complex. Gene Ontology annotation, biological process: mRNA splicing, via spliceosome.